Molecule: messenger RNA, 735 nt
Organism: Beauveria bassiana ARSEF 2860
Lineage: Eukaryota; Fungi; Ascomycota; Sordariomycetes; Hypocreales; Cordycipitaceae
Exons: 1
Coding region: 1-735 (244 amino acids)
Source: RefSeq, a predicted model, not a curated record
AUGUCUCGCAAAAUCAUUCAGAUUGGCUCCAGCGAAGAGGAUCCCCAGGGCUUUAGUCACAUUAGAGAUGUGUGGAUGUCGGUCAGAGAGACGAUUCAGGAGCGCGCCCAGCUCAUAGAAACUGUGUUAUCUGAUGAUGUCGGCAGCAUUCUGCAGAAGCAAAAGCCUUUGGGCGUUUUGGUGCUAGCCCGGCCCUGGAACAGCUCUGUUGAUUCUGAGGAAUUGAUCUCUCAGACGUCCAUUCUCAAGCAAUACGCGGAGGAGGGCGGCAACGUCGUCUAUGGCGGCAACUUCGCGGCUCUCACCCCUCCUUGGGACAUCGUGAAGGUCUUUGGGGAGAAGGGUUUCAACACCGGCUGGUCCUCUGACAAACCUAUCGCCUACAACCCUCCCGACGGCCGGGUUGGAAAAUACGAGGGCAGCAUUGAUAAAAAAGUCAAUGGCAUCCUCAACCGCAAUGCCGAGGUCUAUACCAAUGACAGCCUCAAUCUCCAGGCCCAGUUGCCCGGAAUAAUCGAUCCGUUCCAGCCACUCGUGGUGGUCGUCGAGAAUCCUGACCACGUUCUCUACAGCAUUGAUGACCCCAACUAUAACAAGGCGAAAUGUGGCGUCGGCGCCAUGGCCCGGGUCGGCAACGGCCACGUCGGGCUUUGGGGCGACAGGGACAAUAAAGUGCCCCAGACGGCGAAUGUCAUUUCCGCCAUGCUCGGCCUCCCCCCAAAGCAGCAGCAGUAG